Molecule: messenger RNA, 898 nt
Organism: Phalaenopsis equestris
Lineage: Eukaryota; Viridiplantae; Streptophyta; Magnoliopsida; Asparagales; Orchidaceae
Biological process (GO): polyamine transport
Cellular component (GO): periplasmic space
Molecular function (GO): polyamine binding
Source: RefSeq, a predicted model, not a curated record
UGCAACGAGUGUAUCCCGUUCUUCAAACCUUAUUACAAGCAAAGAGCUUCAGCUAAUCGGAUGAGCCUUGAAACCUCUACUUUGCGUUGUUCUCUAUCCACGCUGCAAACAACCUUCUCAGUCAAUGGACAGUCUCUACCUUCGCCUCUCUUCUCCUCCUCGUCUCAUCGACCUGCACUUUUCGAACCCUAGAUCAAUCGCAAGCCAUCAUCUUAGCUCUGGAUCCCCACCUUUUCGAUGUCCAUUAUUCAUUCACGCCCCAAAGAUGAGUCGCCACUUCUUCCUCUUUGCCUCCGCCUCGUCAGGUGGCGCCGGAAUGCUUCCAAGACCUUCUAAAUCGUCUUCUGCUCCCUGCUUGGAAGCACCAAGCCAUCUCUCACUGCUGUUCAUCCACCUCGUGACAUCCGCAGUUUUAUUCGCAUGUUUUCGUGCGCGCGCAUCAGCCAUAGGACCUUCCCUAUCACUAACCACCACCGCCUCUAUCCCAUCAGAAAUAGCUUCGGCUGAGGGCUCAAGUUCUUCUGCUGGUGAAGUGGAGGAUGAGGAAUUUAGGGCUGCCUUUGAGCAGUGGAAGUCCAAAACCUUUGCCUUAACUGUUCCUCUCCGGAUAGUUGCGCUACGGGGUUCGGUGCCUCCCUCUUGGCUUAAGGAUUUUGUUCAAGCGCAAGGAAGGAGGUUGAAGAUGAAUACUGAGCUCCGUGGAAGUCUUGAAUCCAUAUAUUCUGAGCUGAAUUUGGCUUUUGAUAAAGAUUUUGUGGAUCGUAAGUCUGCCAUGUCUGCUGAUCUUAUUUCUUUGGGUGAUUCUUGGCUUAGCAUUGCCAUUCAAAAGGGUUUAAUUGAUCCUAUACCUAACAUAGAAGAACAAGAUUGGUUCAAGUCUUUAGGCAACAAGUGGAAG